Messenger RNA from Colletotrichum graminicola M1.001, 7593 nucleotides. RefSeq names its product KR domain-containing protein. Lineage: Eukaryota; Fungi; Ascomycota; Sordariomycetes; Glomerellales; Glomerellaceae. The record is from RefSeq and is a predicted model, not a curated record. The transcript is spliced from 7 exons. Gene Ontology annotation, molecular function: oxidoreductase activity; phosphopantetheine binding; fatty acid synthase activity. Gene Ontology annotation, biological process: fatty acid biosynthetic process; secondary metabolite biosynthetic process. Bases 1 to 7593 code for a protein of 2530 amino acids.
AUGGCCCCAGGAGUGAUAAUCGACUCGAACGACACCAAUGGUGCCAAUGGCAUCAACGUCCAUGACCUGCAUGGCGGACCUGUGUCUGUCAAUGGCCACGCAACUGGCCACGAAUCCGCGACCGAUGCACAUGCAUCUGCCAAUAGAAAUGUAAUAGCCAAUGGGCACGAAAACAAGGCGAACGGACGCUCAUUCCCUGGUGGAGUUGGCAACGGCUCUCACGGCUCCUCCUCAGCUCGCCACGACCAGCCAAUUGCCAUCUGUGGUAUGGCUUGCCGUCUUCCUGGCGGUCUCCAUACACCGCAGCAGUUGUGGGACUUCCUCCUUGCCAAGGGAGAUGCUCGAUCACGUGUCCCCGAAUCCCGAUACAACGUUGACGCUUUUUACGACACUUCAGGAAGGCCAGGAACAGUCAAGACGGAGUAUGGCUACUUUCUCGACUACGAUAUCAGCAAAAGCGAUGGAGGGUUUUCGAGCUUUGUGCGGGGAGCUACCGAGAGAGAAGACCCCCAUCAACGCCAGAUGACAGAGGUAGCCAGAGAGUGUAUCGAAGAUGCUGGCGAGACGAACUAUCGAGGUGGCCUGAUCGGUUGCUAUGUCGGAAGCUUUGGCGAGGAUUGGUGCGAAAUGUUUGCCAAGGAUGUUCAACAACAUGGUCUUUACCGUGUCGCGGGAUACGGAGACUUCAUGCUGUCUAACAAUGUUGCCUAUGAAAUGGAUCUCAAAGGACCAAGCAUGACUCUUCGCACUGGAUGCUCUGCAGCUCUUGUUGGUCUGCACGAGGCAUGCACAGCUAUCCAGAGGGGUGAUUGCACAUCUGCUAUUGUCGGCGGUGUAAAUCUCAUUCUGGCUCCCGGUAUGACGCAGGCAAUGACAGAGCAGGGUGUUCUCUCUCCAGAUGGCUCCUGCAAGACAUUCUCAGCUGAUGCCAAUGGAUACGGUCGCGGCGAGGCUGUCUGUGCCGUCUAUCUCAAGCCUCUGGAGGCUGCUAUAAGAGAUAGAAACCCGAUCCGAGCCGUUAUCAAAGGAACCGCUACAAACUUUGAUGGUAGAACCAACGGUAUCUCUCUGCCCAGUACUGAGGCUCAUGAAGCUUUAAUUCGCCAGGCAUAUGCGCAUGCUGGUAUCACUGACUUCUCUGACACGACUUUUGUCGAGUGCCAUGGUACCGGAACACCCAUCGGUGACCCAAUCGAGGCCAAUGCUGUUGCUCGUGUGUUUGGUGGUCCAGAGCGCGGCCCUUAUAUUGGCUCUGUAAAGCCUAACCUUGGGCACUCCGAAGGAGCUUCCGGCUUGACUUCCCUUAUCAAGACGGUCAUGGCCCUGGAACACCGCACGAUACCCCCAAACAUCAAGUUCACCACGCCUAACCCCAAUAUCCCUUUCAAGGAGCGUAAUCUCACUGUUGCCAUCGAGCCUACUCCUUGGCCCGAGCACGGCUACGAGAGGGCCAGUGUCAAUUCCUUCGGGAUUGGUGGCACGAAUGCUCAUGCAAUCCUCGAGUCAGCCAGUGCUCACGGCAUCAAGCCUGCUCAACCAACCGUCGACACUGGCGAGCCGCAGCUCCUGCUAUUUUCUGCCAACUCGUCAGAGUCUCUCCAGAAGAUGAUUGAGGCCUAUCAAGCCUUCAUUCAGAACAACAAUGAUAAGUUGGACAGAAUCGCCUACACACUGGCGAACGGCAGGGAACAUCAUUCCUACCGAGCCUUUGCUGUCGCUAGCAAGGGUAGCAACAUUGUACUGUCGCCUUCGUCUAGGAUACCCCAGCAGAGCCCCAAGGUGGUCAUGGUGUUUACCGGUCAAGGGGCCCAAUGGCCCGCCAUGGGCAGCGAGCUGCUCCAGCAAGAUAACUCCGUGUUCCAAGCAACAAUCCGCAAGCUUGACAGUUAUUUGCAGAGAGUUCUGGGAAGUACGGAGUUCAGCCUCGAGAGAGAACUGCUCCAAAGAGGCAAGAAAAGCCGCAUCGAGUUAGCAGAGGUUUCCCAGCCUCUCUGCACCGCUGUCCAGCUCGGUCUGGUCGAGACUUUGGCUUCCAUUGGCAUCAAACCGGCUGCAGUGGUUGGGCAUUCCAGUGGCGAGAUUGCUGCAGCUUAUGCUUCUGGCGCUCUGACUGCUGAAGAGGCCAUUCUUGUUGCUUUCCAACGCGGUGCCGUGGCAAAGCUACAGAAACGGGCCGGUGCCAUGGCGGCUAUCGGCCUCGGCUGGGACGAUGUCAAGCCGUAUCUCAAGGGCACCACUGCGACUGUGGCCUGCGAGAAUUCACCAAGCAGCGUCACUAUUUCUGGAGAUGCCGCGGCUGUCGAGGCCGUAGUCAACAAAAUUAAGACAUCUCCGCCCAAUGGACAGGAGGUUCUGGCACGGCUCUUGAAGGUUGAUAAAGCGUAUCACUCAUACCACAUGGCCGAGGUUGGGGAGCAGUACAAGUCCCUCAUACAAAGUGUCGAAGGACGGGUGCCCAGAAAGGAUUGUCUCUUUUACAGCAGUGUCAGCGGUGACCUGCUGGAGGAAGGACAGACACUUGGUCCUUGGUAUUGGCAGAGCAACCUUGAGAACCCUGUGCUGUUUGCGACAGCCGCGUCCAAGAUCUUCCAGAAUACUGAACUCGGCAAGCCAGUACUUUUGGAAGUAGGUCCCCAUGGGGCAAUGGGAGGCCCUCUGCGUCAAAUAAUGGCCAAGGCUUCAGUGUCUUUUCCAUACAUUUCUUCCAUGAUGCGGAAUCAGGACUGCGUCGAGAGCUACCUCACAGCCAUCGGAAAGCUUCACCAGCAAGGCGCCUCCAUCGACUUUCAGAGUUUGGCGUCGAGAGACGCGAAACUGACAUACCUUCCAGACCUCCCCAGGUACUCCUGGGACCACGAGCAAAGCUACUGGUACGAAUCCAGGCUUUCCAAGGAAUGGCGUCACCGCAAAUUCCCUUAUCAUGAGCUUCUUGGUCUGCGGACUGGCGAGAGCACCGACAUUGAGCCGUCAUGGCGAAAUGUGUUCCAUCUCGAGCACUCGCCCUGGAUGCGCGAUCACGUCAUCGUCGAAGACAUCGUCUUCCCCUUUGCCGGUUACAUUGGCAUGGCUGCUGAAGCGGUAAGACAGGUCAGCGGCAUUGAAGAUGGCUAUGCCCUUCGAUCAGUCGUUGUCAGUACCGCACUUGUUGUCACAGAUGAUAAACCUGUCGAACUCAUCACAACCCUCCGACCUAACCGCCUCACUGACACUCUCGAUAGCCAGUGGUGGGAGUUCAGCAUCGCGUCGCACAACGGCGCGGCUUGGACCAAACAUUGCGUCGGUCAGGUAAGGGCCCUAGAACAUGGCGACAACAACGCUGGCAAACCAGUUCCUGAGAUGGCUCGGAAAGUAGCGUCUCGAAAGGCGUACAAUAUGAUGCAGCAAGCCGGGCUCUGUUACGGACCAAACUUCCAAGCCCUGCAAGAAAUCAAGACUGGUACUAUUGAACCAACGGCAGCGGCCACAGUGUAUCGCCCCAAGUUCGACAUCGAAUCUACGAGCAAGAUGGAUCGCCACCAUUUGCAUCCGAUUAUCGUAGAUGCUUGCUUGCAAAUCCUGAGCUUAGCCGCUACAAAGGGGUACACCAAGAAGCAUGGCAUGGUGAUUCCUACCCGUAUCGAGGAAAUCAAAGUUUACAGAUGCCAAUCCGAUGUCAACAUCUCGGCUGCAGCCAGUGUCAAUGGCAUUGGCGCUAUUGUCGGCUCAGCUGAAUGUGUCAACUCUGCUGGAGAGGCCGUUCUGCAGAUGAAAGGCGCUUGUUUGUCGCCGCUCCCUGGCCAAGAGACAUCUUCCGACGACAAAGACACAUAUCCUACUGCUCGGUAUCUAUGGGCCCCCCACGUCGACUUCAGGGACGAAGCUAGCCUUGUCAGAAGGACAGAGACUGAAGACCAGCGCUCUACGUAUAUGAGCGUUUUGGAAGAUAUCACGCAAACUUUCAUUGCAUACACGCAAUCGCAGCUCGAAGGCUUCCAGACGCCGGUUUCCCACUUGAAGAAAUAUCACGAGUGGAUCAAUGUUCAAGCGGCGGCAAAAGACCACAUCACAGGAGGUAGUGACCUGCUAAAGUGUAUGGAGGACAAGGCUAUCAGUCUGCAAGACACGCCCGCUGCAGGUGCAGCCGCAGCCAUCAUCAAGGUAGCCGGACGCAUCACCUCCGUCUUCCAAGGCCAAGACAACCCCCUGGGGUUGCUCAUUGAGGACAACAUCCUAGACCAGGUGAACAAGCUUCGCGACACGGGCUUCGACAUGUCGCCGCUGAUCCAGCAGCUAAUACACGCCAAACCCAAUCUCAGAAUUCUGGAACUCGGAGGGGACACAGGUGCUCACACCAGCCAGAUACUGAAGAGCCUGACACAGGAGGAUGGACGAGUCAUGUACUCGGCAUACACUUUCAGUGAUUCUUCUUCGGGUAUGGUGAGCGCCGCCAAGGAGCAGUUCAAGUCGAUCCCCAACAUGCAGUUCUCGACGCUGGACAUCAGUCGCGAUCUUUCGGAGCAAAACUUCAAUGGAGACCAAUACGACGUCAUUGUUGCUACCAACGUACUACAUCCAUUAGAGAUGCGGGAUGAGGGUCUCUUGAAUAUCCGCAAGCUGCUCCGGCCUAAUGGACGCCUUCUUCUCACCGAGUUUUUCUCUUCCUCAAAGUGGAUGAAUAUAAUUCUCGGCCUCUUGCCUUGGUGGUGGGCUGGCGAGACGGCCGGGCAUGCCAAUGAGCCUUAUGCCAACGCAAGCUAUUGGGAGAAUGCCCUGAAGAGCGCCGGACUUGGCGUGUCUGCGAGUUUGGCUGAUUCGGGGCAAAACUACCUGCAACGUAACAACUUCAUGGUUGCUAAAGCCUUAGAUCAUGUCGAGACCGAGUUGUCCGCUCCACCCAGCACCAUUACAUAUCUCAAAACUGCCCAGAGCGACACCUCGAGCUCAUUGGUAACUUUCUUGGAAGCUGCUGGGUACAAAGUCAACAAACGCGCUCUGGGUGAUGAAGUUCCGAUCCACGAAGACGUGAUCGCAGUCAUGGACAUGGACCACUGUCAAUCCUUUUUCGACGACCUGGACCAAUUCCGCUAUGGCGCUUUCAAAAAACUCAUAGAAACAGUCAGCACCGGUGGUGCACGCUUGUUCUGGAUAACUCGGCUAUCUCAAAUGGCAUGUGAAGACCCAUCCUUUGCUCAAGUCCUCGGCACGGCUCGCACGUUGCGGUCCGAACUGUCGAUCCGCUUCGCCACCUGUGAGGUUGACGAUUUCGAGUCUUCUGCCGGCCGCAUCGUUGAUGUAUUCCAAAGUUUUCAAAAGACCUGCGCCGUUGCCGAUAGUGACAACGAGGUGGACCCGGACUACGAAUACUCUAUUGUCGACAAGAUGGUCCAAGUGGGACGCUUCUCUCCAUUUUCUCUCGAAAAUGAACUUCUUUCUGCAGACGAAGGCGGAAGAGUAGUUCUCGAAACGAAGAAACCUGGUAUUCUGGCUAGUCUAACGUGGGCUCGCCGCGAAACCCAAAGGCUCGAAAAAGACCUGGUUGAAGUGCAAACAUAUGCCGCCGGCUUGAACUUUAGGGACGUCUUGAGUGCCAAUGGAAUAGUCGAAAUCCCCGAGGAAGGGUUCGGUCUUGAGGCCGCAGGAGUUGUCUCUGCCGUUGGGCCCGAGGUUCAGGGACUUAAUGUCGGAGACCGAGUCUUCCUCUUUAGCCGAGGCUCGUUCUCGACAUCUGUUACAAUCCCCGAGAAUCUCUGUCAAAAGAUUCCUCCUAGCUUGUCCCUCGAAGACGCUGCGACCAUGCCUUGCGUGUAUGCCACCGCUAUGUACGCACUCUUUCACGUCGGGCGACUCCAGCGCGGAAAGUCUGUCUUGAUCCACAGUGCUUGUGGCGGCGUGGGCAUCGCCGCGAUUCAACUGGCUCGCAUGGCCGGUGCGGAUAUCUACGUCACGGUAGGCAACGAGGAGAAGGUCAAAUACUUGACGGAAACUUUUGACAUUCCCCGGAACCGUAUUUUCAACUCCCGAAACAGCUCCUUUGUUGAAGGAAUUGCCGGUGCAACCCAUGGCAGGGGGAUCGACGUCGUUCUAAACUCGCUCUCGGGUGACUUGCUCCACGCCACGUGGCGAUGCGUUGCCGAGUUCGGUACCAUGGUCGAGAUCGGGAAGAGAGACCUUCUGGGGUCCGGUAAGCUUGAUAUGAGUGUCUUCUUGGCCAACAGAUCGUACUGUUGCGUGGAUCUUGACCAGAUUUGUUCCAAAAGACAGGCUCUGUGCAAAGAGCUGUUGAAGUCUGUGGUUGAAUGCUACGAGAAUGGUCACAUUCUCCCUAUCAAGCCAAUCGAAGUUUUUAGCGCAUCCAAAGUCCGAGAAGCAUUCCGCUACAUGCAGCAAGGCCUGCACAUGGGCAAGAUCGUCAUCUCGGUUCGAGACUCGGCGGAUGCUCUCAACAUCGACACCAGUAUCAUAACCAGGAAGCAGGCGGUUCGGCUCGAUGAUUCAGCCUCAUACAUACUUGUCGGUGGUCUCGGCGGUCUUGGUCGUGCUGUCUCCCGUUGGAUGGUUGAGAAUAACGCUCGUCACUUGGUCUACCUCUCACGAAGCGCUGGUGGCAGUGACGAAGACUUGCAUUUUAUCCAAGAGCUUGAAAGCAUGGGCGCCAAGACCACCAUCAUCAAAGGCACUGUCACUUCGACUGAAGAUGUUCAGAAAGCGGUUCAGGCCGCACCCAAUCUGAAGGGAAUCCUUCAGAUGUCCAUGGUGCUACGGGACCAAGCCUGGGACAAGAUGACACUCGACGAGUGGACACAAGCAGCUGAUCCUAAGGUGAAGGGCACCUGGAACUUGCAUCGGGCAACUGAAAAUAUGGAAUUGGAUUUCUUUGUCCUGUUUUCGUCCAUUUCAGGAGUCAUAGGACAGCCGGGCCAGACCAACUACGCAGCAGCCAACACGUUUCUCGACGCUUUCUCCCUGUACCGUUCAAGCAAGGGUCUACCUGUUGCUGCCAUUGAUAUCGGGGCAGUCGACGACAUCGGUGUUAUCUCCAACAACGAGAACCUGCGCCGAGCCAUGUUGGCGACCGGGGCUUAUAUGAUCAAGGAGGCAGAGCUUCUAGAAGCUGUUGGUGCAGCCAUGAUCAUGGGGCAUAACCCCUCGUCAAGCGCCAACUUUGUGCUUGGCCUUGCGUCAACAAUCCCACUUACCAACCCAAGCAACCGCGCUUUAUGGAAAAAGGAUAUGCGGAUGGCGGCCUAUCGCAACAUCAGCGGAGACACCGGUUCCAGUGCCGGCGCAGGAAGCGACAGCGUGAAGGCGCUCCUGGCUGCGAUCCGACAUGAUGAGGGAGCGCUCAAGGACCCUGAGACAGCUAAGAAACUAGCCUAUGAGAUCGGUAAAAAGCUCUUCAGUCUCGUGUUGCGUAGCGAUGACGAGAUCCAGACCUCCAUUUCCCUAGCCGAGUUGGGCAUGGACUCGCUGGUCGCCAUUGAGAUGCGUUCUUGGUGGCGUGCGACGUUUGGUUUUAACAUCAGUAUGUUGGAGCUGCUGGGAAUGGGAAACCUAGAUGCCUUGGGCGAGCAUGCUGCUGAUGGCUUGAUGAAAGCCUUGAAAGGAGACAUUUGA